Drosophila navojoa is the source of this 1899-nucleotide messenger RNA. Its product is annotated as mitochondrial 2-oxoglutarate/malate carrier protein. The record is from RefSeq and is a predicted model, not a curated record. NCBI's taxonomy places the organism in Eukaryota, Metazoa, Arthropoda, Insecta, Diptera, Drosophilidae.
CGGUUUAGCUCUUGUCCAUUGCAACUGCGACAUUUUAGUUUGUGUAGAUUCUGUCGCACAACAAAGUGUAAUUUGGGGCAGGCAAUAGUGCAACACGUGAACUAAUUGUGACGCCUAAAAUAGAAGCACUCUGUGACGACACACACACACAUACACACCCGCCCGUGACAUUGAUUCACAUUCACAAAGAGCCAAAGAGAAAGCAGCUGUUGGCCGUUGGCCGUUGGUUGGAAAAAAACAACGGUCUGUGAGCAAAAGCAAAAAUAAAACGAGGAAGUGUCUGAGUGUAUGUAUGUAGCCACCCGCCGCCAGUAUCAGCUGCUCGCUCUGGCCGUACGCAAAAUUUAUUAUUAAUUCAGCUAAAGGCAGCGUUUGCAUAAAAUUAAUACAAUUUUUUGCACAUUCCCAACAAUAACAGCAACGGGAGCGGAGCUAAAUUGCAAUAGCCUUGCGAGUGCAGUGACAGCAGCGAACGCAACUGGAAACUGUAAGCUGGAAGUAAUUGAGAACACUGCGAUAGAGGGCAGAGUGCAUUUAAUCAAAUCGUUUUGUGUUGUGUAAUCAGAAAGUGAACGGAAAACUCGCUGGCAAUAUGUCUGAUAAGGAGUCCAGCAGGAAGGUGACACCUCCGAAAGGUAUGAAAUAUCUAAUUGGAGGUGCUAGUGGAAUGGGCGCUACGUUGUGCGUGCAGCCGCUGGAUCUGGUCAAGAAUCGAAUGCAAAUCGCCGGAGCGGGUAGCGGAAAAAAGGAAUUUCGUAACUCCUUUCACUGCAUUCAGACGGUCAUCAGCCGCGAGGGACCCCUUGCCCUCUAUCAGGGUAUUUCAGCAGCGCUGCUGAGGCAAGCAACCUACACCACUGGUCGUCUGGGUGUGUACACUUACCUCAAUGAAGAGUAUCGGGCGCGCUUCAACCGCGAUCCUAAUGUGGCGGCCAGCAUGGCGAUGGGAACUAUAGCUGGCGCUUGUGGUGCCUUCAUUGGCACGCCGGCAGAAGUGGCUCUUAUUCGGAUGACCUCUGACGGCCGUCUGCCUCCGGCGGAGCGACGCAACUAUAAGAAUGUGGGAAAUGCGCUGGCCCGCAUUACGCGUGAAGAGGGCCUGACUGCGCUGUGGCGCGGCUGUUUGCCCACAGUUGGUCGCGCCAUGGUCGUGAACAUGACCCAAUUGGCUAGCUACUCGCAAUUCAAGACCUACUUCCGUACGGGACCGCUCCAAAUGGAGGAAGGCAUCAAACUGCACUUCUGUGCGAGCAUGCUUAGCGGACUGCUGACAACGAUAGCAUCGAUGCCCCUAGAUAUUGCCAAGACACGCAUCCAAAACAUGAAGAUUGUUGACGGAAAACCAGAGUAUAAGGGUACAACAGAUGUGCUACUCCGCGUUGCCCGACACGAGGGAAUCUUCUCGCUGUGGAAGGGCUUCACGCCUUACUACUUCCGUCUGGGUCCGCACACGGUGCUUACCUUCAUACUGAUGGAGCAGUUGAACUCCGCCUUCAACAAGUAUGUGCUGGGCGGAGACAAGCGUGGAUCCUCAAUAUAAGAGAACUCGUCCAGCUGUAGCGGGCUCAUUGAUGUUGUUAAAGGUUUCCCGCAAAUCCUUGUACUGCUAGCCAAUAAGUUCAAUGGCUCAACUACAUAUUCCAAGCAACUCUCCGAACGAUGAUGGAUUAGUAAAUACGAUCAAAACGACAAAUAUAUGGUUCUAUAUACACCCAUAUAUAUUUGUUGAGCGACAAUACGAAAAGUGGGGCAUUUAAGGUCGGAAAUUCCGUUGACAAUAUGAUAAAAUAUAAAAUGUUUGUUGUUAAAUCUUUUCUAUACAAAUAUUUAUGUAAAUUGUAAUAUAGAACCCUAAGUGAAAAGUGUAUUCUGAAUAAAGCACAAUAAAGAAGCAUUGUA